CCCACGGGGAACUGCAGCCCGGCCCGCGACGAGCGCGACUUGGCCUUGGCGCGCGCCUUCCCGCCCUGCUUCCCGCGGCCGGACAUCUUCCCUUGCUCGCCUCCCUCCGAGAAGAACCGAGCAGGGCAGCAGAACAGAGACACAGCACUCCCCAGCUGUGCUCUCGUUUUACUGUCUCGUCCCUUCGCUGAUAGGCUGAGAAGUAGGACUUGUGAUUGGCAGCCAAUGAGAAGGCGAAUCCAAUUCUGACCAAUCAGACGCCAAUACUGGGGAGCGAUGACAUCAAUUUGUGGUCUGGUCAAUCAGAGUGCGCAGAGCCAAUGCUGCUCAUUUGCAUAGAGGUGCUCUAAAUACGAUGCACCCAGCCGCGGUCGUCACUGCGCCCCUGGGCCGAUCCUCGAGCACUUCCGUGGUUAUCGGAGGCGAGCCGUAGUUGUGAUGCCUGAGCCGGCAAAGUCCGCGCCCGCGCCCAAGAAGGGCUCCAAGAAGGCGGUCACCAAGACGCAGAAGAAGGGUGACAAGAAGCGUCGCAAGAGCCGCAAGGAGAGCUACUCGAUCUACGUGUACAAGGUGCUGAAGCAGGUGCACCCCGACACGGGCAUCUCGUCCAAGGCCAUGGGCAUCAUGAACUCCUUCGUCAACGACAUCUUCGAGCGCAUCGCCGGCGAGGCGUCGCGCCUGGCGCACUACAACAAGCGCUCCACCAUCACGUCGCGGGAGAUCCAGACGGCCGUGCGGCUGCUGCUGCCCGGCGAGCUGGCCAAGCACGCCGUGUCCGAGGGCACCAAGGCUGUCACCAAGUACACCAGCUCCAAGUAGGGUGUCUCGGACCGUCACCUUCGACCCAAAGGCUCUUUUAAGAGCCAGCCACUUUUUCAAUAAAAGGGCUGUACAGUCAUUGUGGGAUCUUUAAAGUUUUGGGAUUUUGGGGUUUUGUUGGUUGGUUGUGUU
This is a messenger RNA of Hirundo rustica (Barn swallow), 951 nucleotides long. Its product is annotated as histone H2B 5. Lineage: Eukaryota; Metazoa; Chordata; Aves; Passeriformes; Hirundinidae. The transcript has a single exon. Gene Ontology annotation, cellular component: nucleosome. Gene Ontology annotation, molecular function: protein heterodimerization activity; structural constituent of chromatin; DNA binding. Bases 439 to 819 code for a protein of 126 amino acids. The record is from RefSeq and is a predicted model, not a curated record.